This is a messenger RNA of Phasianus colchicus (ring-necked pheasant), 1181 nucleotides long. The record is from RefSeq and is a predicted model, not a curated record. NCBI's taxonomy places the organism in Eukaryota, Metazoa, Chordata, Aves, Galliformes, Phasianidae.
GGGGACGGCGUCGGCGGAGGACUGUGAUGAUCAGCUGAGCCCGCGCCUGGAGCUCCUCCGGCUGCCCCGGCCGCCUCUUCUUCCUCCUCCUCCUCCUCUUCCUCCUCGCGGUGCCCGCAGAGCGCCCCGCACCGCCGCGUCCCGCCGCCCGCCCGUCCGCCCGCAGCAUGUCCAAACCCAGCGAUCACAUCAAGCGCCCCAUGAACGCCUUCAUGGUUUGGUCCCGCGGCCAGCGGCGCAAGAUGGCCCAGGAGAACCCCAAAAUGCACAACUCGGAAAUCAGCAAGCGGCUGGGAGCGGAGUGGAAGCUGCUCUCCGAAGCGGAGAAGCGGCCCUACAUCGACGAGGCCAAGCGGCUGCGGGCGCAGCACAUGAAGGAACACCCCGACUACAAGUACCGGCCCCGGCGCAAGCCCAAGAACCUGCUCAAAAAGGACAGGUAUGUCUUCCCUUUGCCUUACCUGGGGGAAACAGAUCCCUUAAAGGCCGCCGGGCUUCCCGUGGGGGCCACUGACUCGCUGCUGAGCUCCCCGGAGAAGGCCAGGGCUUUCCUGCCCCCCACCUCAGCACCUUACUCCUUACUUGACCCCAGCCAAUUCAGCUCCAGCGCCAUUCAGAAGAUGACCGAGGUUCCUCACACCUUGGCCACCGGCACCCUGCCCUACGCCUCCACCUUGGGAUACCAGAACGGGGCGUUCGGCAGCCUGAGCUGCCCCAGCCAACACACCCACACCCACCCCUCGCCGACCAACCCGGGCUACGUGGUGCCGUGUAACUGUACCGCUUGGUCGGCCUCCAGUUUGCAGCCUCCGGUUGCCUACAUAUUAUUCCCGGGCAUGACCAAGACUGGCAUAGACCCCUAUUCUUCAGCACACGCGACUGCUAUGUAACACCCGCCCACAACCCUACGGGCGGCCCCCACCUCGGGGAGCCGGCCGGACCGGGAUUCCUCCGUGUGCAUGUAUAUAAAACCCCGCCGGAGCCUCCCGAAGCCAGGACUCUGCAGCCCGGACAGCCGCGGAUGCGCCCGGGGGGGGGAAGCGGAGAUGCUGGGAGUUGCCCCAGGGCCCCGGGGUGGGGGUGGGAGGGGUGUAGAACCUGCAACAGCGGGAACGGAUAGGAUCCAGGCAUCGAGUUGUAAAUGUGUUUUAAAACGAAACAGGAAAAAAAAAAAAACAAAA